UUUGACGGUGAGAUCAGGCAUGACUGUUGGAUUCUUCGGUGUCGGAAGAUAUCUCCAAAAGCUCAGGACGGUGAAUAUAUAUCAACUCGAUGUAAAUGAGGCUGUGCUGUUGCCCGCACACGAUUGGCUGUCUGCUGAGCGUGACUGAGCAUGCGCAAAAGACGUAUAUGUUUCUGGGAGCAGAUGUAUUUAGUGUUUCAGUGACUAAGUUACUGUAAGUGAUACAGUUGUAAACCUGUAUCAAUAUUAAACCAGUUGAAAAUGUUGUUAAGUUAGUAUUCGCUCGUGCAUUAUAUUAUGAGAAAAAAUAUGUGUGGGACAAGUGGGUGCGACGCCUCCCCCUGUCUUACAACCCUGGGCCUAAUGUCACCAUUGAUGAGCAGCUGAUGCCAUUUAGGGGCCGCUGCCCCUUCACACAGUACAUACCAUCGAAACCUGCCAAGUAUGGUAUAACGAUCUGGGCUGCCUGGGAUGCGACUUCCUCUUAUGCUUGGAAUUUACAAGUAUACACUGGUAAAGCUGAUGGAGGACGCCCUGAGAAAAAUCAAGGGAUGAGAGUUGUCCUGGACAUGGCUCAGGGACUCAGUGGACAUAAUAUCACAUGUGACAAUUUUUUUACAUCGUACAAGCUGGGACAGGAGCUUCUAAAGAGGAAGCUGACCAUGGUAGGAACGAUGAGAAAAAAACGGUCUGAGCUCCCUCCUCAAUUGCUGCCUACAAAGAACAGGCCUGUCAACUCGUCCAAGUUUGUCUACACGGCUGACACGUCCCUGGUAUCCUAUGUGCCAAAGAAAACCAAGAAUGUGGUACUCAUGAGUACACUGCACAGGGAUGGAAGAAUCUGUGGCCUGGAGCAUCAGAAACCAGAGAUAAUCAUGGACUACAAUGCCACAAAAGGAGGGGUGGACAACAUGGACAAGCUGGUGGCUGCCUACAGCUGCAAGAGGAGGACCCUACGCUGGCCACUGGUGAUUUUCUUUGACAUUCUGGACAUCUCGGCGUACAACGCCUUUGUCAUCUGGAUGGCAUUGAACCCAGAGUGGAACGGGGGGAAGCUCCAGAGGAGGCGCCUCUUUCUCGAGGAACUUGGAAAGGCACUGGUGAAACCACAAAUCCUGAGAAGACAGCAUAUUCCGAGAACCUCAGCCUCUGCAGCCACCUUGAGGAGGAUUCAGGAGGACAAUGCCAGUGCCCCAUCCACCCAACCUACAGAACCACCAUCUGCAGAGCCUGAGGUUGCGGCCGGCAGCAACAAAAAGAAACGCUGCGAAGUGUGUGGACCCAAGACGGACAGAAAGACGCAAUAUACAUGCAUCAAGUGCAAGAAGUACAUAUGCAACACACACACAGUAAAACUCUGCCACUCAUGUGUUGAAUAGGCUGGUAUGAAAAGG
Molecule: messenger RNA, 1394 nt
Organism: Cyclopterus lumpus (lumpfish)
Lineage: Eukaryota; Metazoa; Chordata; Actinopteri; Perciformes; Cyclopteridae
Product: piggyBac transposable element-derived protein 4-like
Exons: 2
Coding region: 387-1379 (330 amino acids)
Source: RefSeq, a predicted model, not a curated record